AUGGCGACGACUGCCGCCGAGGAACAACAACUACUACUACCACCACCUUCGGAGCCUGCACCAGCUGUGAUUCGCGACCAGUUGGAAUACGAAGAGGCGUUUGAUGAUGAAGAAGAAGACGCAAAUUCCGAGUCCGAGGCGUCCCGUGGUGAAUCCCCACUAGCAGAAGCAGCACAGGAGACGACGGGGCUGACUUCAGCCAACGCCUCAACAAACGUGCUAGCCCGCGUCGUGCACACGCUACUACACCUGAAACGGCGGCACCGCUUACGCCGCGUAGUGCGACAGCUCUCACGGCUCCUCAAACACGCAAAGGUGUGGGAGUGCGUGCACUUUAGCCACCUGCCGGCGUGGAUGCAAGACAACGAGUUCCUUCAUCGCUGGCACCGUCCACCGCUCCCAUCCUUCUCUGCCUGUUUCAAGUCCAUAUUUCGAGUGCACACGGAGACCGGGAACAUUUGGACCCAUUUGCUGGGAUGUUUGGCGUUCAUUGGCGUCGCAACCUAUUUCCUGACGCGGCCAAGCAUUGAAGUGGACAUGCAAGAGAAGCUGGUGUUUGCGGCCUUUUUUGCAGGCGCCAUCUUGUGCCUGGGCAUGUCCUUUGCAUUCCACACGGUGUCCUGCCACUCGGAAUUUGUCGGCAAGCUCUUCUCCAAGCUGGACUAUUGCGGAAUUGCCUUCCUCAUCAUGGGCUCCUUCGUGCCUUGGGUCUAUUAUGGGUUCUACUGCGAAUUCCUACCAAAGGUGAUCUAUUUGACGGUGACACUGGUGUUGGGGCUGUGCGCCAUCACAGUUUCGCUCUGGGACAAGUUUGGGGAGCCAGCGUAUCGUCCGCUACGUGCCGGCUUGUUCAUUGGCUUCGGUCUUUCCGGAGUGAUCCCUGCUUUGCACUACCUCUGUACUGAAGGCUGGGUCAAGGCAGCUACGGAAACAGCAAUGGGCUCUUUGGUCCUCAUGGGGGCUCUGUACAUCUCGGGCGCCCUCUUGUAUGCUUGGCGCGUACCCGAGCGUUUCUUCCCGGGCAAGUGCGACGUGUGGUUUCACAGUCAUCAAUUGUUCCAUGUGCUCGUCAUCGCUGCUGCCUUUGUCCACUAUCGUGGCAUCUCGGAAAUGGCCGUGUAUCGACUCACCAACGGUGUCUGCAGUGUUUGA
Notodromas monacha is the source of this 1152-nucleotide messenger RNA. NCBI's taxonomy places the organism in Eukaryota, Metazoa, Arthropoda, Ostracoda, Podocopida, Cyprididae. The record is from the annotation of a GenBank genome assembly.